Molecule: messenger RNA, 4994 nt
Organism: Drosophila grimshawi
Lineage: Eukaryota; Metazoa; Arthropoda; Insecta; Diptera; Drosophilidae
Product: pneumococcal serine-rich repeat protein
Exons: 6
Coding region: 340-4017 (1225 amino acids)
Cellular component (GO): nucleus
Source: RefSeq, a predicted model, not a curated record
GUGUAUGUGAGUGAGUGUGUCUGCCUAUCACUGUGUGUGUUUGCACUGCUUGUGACGCAUUCUUGUUUUGCAGCAAAUCAAAAACAAACUUAAACGGCGCAUAAAGAAAAUACGCGCUGAUACAGAAAUACUCGAUGACACAAGAAGAAAUUUUGGUAAAAGUAGUGAUAAUACACAUCAAAUGAGAAGCAAGUGCAAAUAAAUUACAAACAAGAUCAAAUAACAAAAUCAAAGGCGCCAAAAAGCAGCAACAACAAGAACAAGAACCACAUUAACAAUCAUACGAGAACUAGAAAAAGGGAAAAUAGCUAAGGCAACGGCAACGGCUUCAAAUUGGACAUGUCAUGUCAGCAAGCGUCAAGAUUCAUUACAACAGCGACAACAACAGUAGCAACAGCAAAAAGCACAGCAACAACAACGAAACGAAUUGUGACAACAACAACAACAGCAGCAGCAGCAACAACAGCUAAAAUUACAAAAACGACGCCAGCAGUGGCAGUUGUGGAUAUUGUGGAUGUGGAGAAUAUUGGUGUUGCUGCCGCCAAAACGAAUACGUUCGAGGAUCCCUAUGUAUUCACAGAGACUGUUACAGCGACACCGCCAAUUUUAUUUAAUGCACAGAAAUCGCGAGCCCGCUUAACCGAAGCGCAGCACAGCAGAAAUAGCAACUGCAACAGCAACAACAAUAACAAUAACAGCAAGCAGCGAGUUGCCAACAAAAAGUCGAGCAUUGUUGCUGCAACAACAGUAGUAGCAGCAACACACAUUGCGCAGUUUAAUGGCAGUGCAACAACCACAACUACAGCAACAGCUGCAGUGAGAGCAGCAGCAGCAACAACAAAGGCGCAGGCGUCUUUAGGUGCAGCAGCAGCAGCUACAACAACAACAACGAAUUUUAAUAAUGUCACACAAUCUCAAAGGCAGCCAGCGUCGACACAGCAAUCGCCGCUGCAGUUGCAGUCGCAGGCUUCGCCAAAGCGCGCCACCAACGUCUGCGUGGUGCGUCCGCAACAACAGCAACAGUUGCAGCAACAACAACAGCAGCAGCAACAACUGCUGCUCAAGCAACAGCAGGCGGCGAAAUUGAUAACAAAACAUGCUGCACCACAGCCACAGGCACAGCAGUCAGCACCACCGCCACCGCUUUACACGCACACGCCAUCGCUAUGGCAAACGCCGCUCAUCUUGGACAGCACACAGAAGCAGCAACAGCAGCAGCCACAACAGCAGCAGCAGCAGUCACAACUGCAACAGCCAACGAGCAUUGUUGUUGCCACAGCGCUGGUCAGUCCGCCCAUAUCGCCCGCCUCGUUACCCUCGCCGACGGUUAGCAAUGCAAGCACGCCGACAGCAGCUGUGACCGCGAUGGUGUCGCCCAUUGUGUUGCCACAUCCUGCUGGGGCUGCUGCGGCAGCAUCCGCUGCAGCAAUGUCGCCGCCAAAGGGUGGCUCGCUGCCGCCGUCAAAGUUUCAUCAUACGACACUGGCGCAACACUUUGCCAAGGUCGAAUGCCUCAAGAAGAAGAAGUCCUUGCCACUGGCGUGCCAGAAUUCCAACAAUAAUCACAAUAACAACAACAUUACAAUUGUUGAGAUGCUGCACAAGACGCGUACCGCAUUCAAUUUAACGCAUCCGCCACCGCUAACGGUGUUCAACACAACAACAGCAGCUGCAUCUGCCGUGGCAGCAGCGACAACUGCAAUGAAAACACAUUCCGCCGAUGCUGCUGUCGAUGACAACAGCGAUCUCAACGAGAUACCCGUCAAUGUCAUCUUUCGCAAGCCGCCCGAAUUGCUGGCGGGUCAAACGCCGCCUCGUUGUUCCGUCGACGCCAAGUUGGCGCUGAUGAAACAACUGGGCGCUGUGGCGCCACUAACACCGCCAACGCCGUCGCCGCUGUCAGCGGCUGCUGCAACAAGUACAACAACCAACGCACCCGCCCUCAUAACACAAUUAGCUGCAGCAGCACCACCCACAGCAGCUCCCGCAGCAGCAGUAGCCAUUCAAAAUCAAACGUCUUCCAAAGUUGCCAAUUCUGUUGCUGCUGCGAAGCGUAAAACCCAAGCAGCCGUCAAUUGUAGAAAGGCCAACAAACAAAUUGCAAAAAAUGCCGCACAAGAGCAGCCGCCAACGUCGCAAACCAACAGCCAGGUGACAGCAGCUUCACCUCCUGUUUCUACUCCGGCUACCGUUCCUGCUCCGGUUCCUGCUCCUCAACUGGAGCCAACGCGCCGUCGUCGAGUUGCUGCAGUCGCAUCCAAGCGCAACGCCGUGCUCUUCAGCGAGCAUGAGCCCCUCGAACAGAAUAAGCCCUACUGUCUGCAGACACGCUGGCUCCCUGCCGACUGCAGCAAGCAUCACCGCGAGGAGCGCAUUGCGAUGCGAAAGAGUCUGUUGCGCCAUCAGGCGCUGCAAUUGCUCUCCGUGCGCACGUUACAGGAGCUGCCGAUGCGAGCGGCACGUCAACGACUCCAAUCCGUUCAGAGUCUAUUGCUCAAGUACCGGGAUACGGCGUCCCAGCAGCAGGGCAUUGGGAUUGGCAAUCGGUGUCUGGUGACCGCUUGCAAGCAGCCCACGCUCAGCAUGGCCGCACAUUGUGAGCGGCACAUUGUGCACAAUACGACACAGCAGCUGUUCCAGCCGUGUGUGGCUUGGCGAGUCGAUGGCUCCGCCUGUCAGACGCCCGUCUUUGAUGUGCUGCAUACGCUGGCUUUGUGUCCCGCUCACAGUCAGCUGCGGCCGGGCCUAGUGUUGCAGUCCAAACAGAAACAGCAGCAACACCAGCAUGAAAAGGUCAGCAACCAGCAACUGUCCAUACCUGUUGCAGCUGGAGCAGCAGCAGUUGUUAAUGCGGCGAUGGCCAGCGGCAAGCGCAAACGCAAAACGAAUCCAAAUGCCAAUCCAGUGGGUCGUCCGCAGAAGCGUGUCAAGAAACCGGAAACAAUUGCACCCACAACAACAACAAUAACAUCAAUAGCAACAACAACUUUGCCCAUGCGGAAGAGCAGCACCACCUCUCUGGAAUCGAUAGCCAGCAAUUCGCAAUCAUCGGCCAAGUCGCACUCAGCCUUGCCGCCCUACACACCGACAAUGGCGGCGUCCGUCUCUGUGGCAAUGCCGCAGCUUUCGAUAAUACCGCCAGCGCUGGCGCCGCUCAGCGAUUAUCAACAGCAGCUGCUGUUGCCCAAGUUGGAGCCGGAUGAGCAGCACCUGGACGCCAGUGUUAAUUUGCUGGCCAAUGCCAGUUUCAAGGCCGAUGAGAUUAGUCAGAUUGUGGCACAGCUGACGGCAGCCAGCAGCGAAUUACAUCACAACAACAACAAUAACAGCUUGCACUACAACAACAACAAUAACAACUGCAGCAACAACAACAGCAACAGCGGCAGCAGCAGCAUCAGCUGUGGGUUCCCCUCAUUCAAUGCAGCCUUUGGCAACGCGAUGUCCUCCGCUCAACAAGGAGGGGGUCAGCAUUCGCUCCACAAUACAACGCUGGAGAGCACAGAGAGUCUGCUGAGUCAGCACAUGUUUGGCAUAUGCGAGAACAGCUCGGCCUAUGCCAGCUCCGAGGAUACGGGCCUGGGCGGUCUGAGUGAGUCGGAGCUGAUAGGCGCGAAUGAUGCGGAUGAUAUCGCAUUGAAUGGCGCCCAUUUGCUGGAGGAGCACGAUUUGGUAAAUGUAUUUGAUACGCUGCCGGAAGAUGCGUUCAACGAGUUGUUUCAAUCCGUGCAACAAGCCGAGUGCGAGGCCAUGGAUCGUGCGCUCGAGAUUGCCGAUAAGAACCUCAAGUGUCUGCAGCAGACAAUUGGCGGCACCGACCACGACAGCGCCUUCCUUAACGAUCUCCUCGACGUGGGCGAUGAUCUGCUCGUGAACGCUGUCUCGUCCAUCGAUGCUGCCACGCUCUUUGUCGACAGCAGCAGCGGCGGCGGCAACAGCAGUAGCAACAGCAGCGGGCCUGUCGUCGGCUCCAGUCCGGCUGCCACUGUCGCAGAUAUACGCGGCCUGGUCCAGACCUAAAUCGUAGACUCCUCCCCAUAAAACGCAACUCGUCGCUUUAAAAAAAAUAUGGAAAGAAACCGAAACAGAAACAAUAGCAACAAAAUCUAAUCUUCACUUCUCAACUAGUUAGUUGAACAAUCAUUUGAAUGUUUUCGAUUUUUGUACUUUCGUGUAUUUGGUGGUCAUCAGAUAAGCUUCCACAGAUCCGCUGACCACAUUUUCUUGUCUAGAAUACACUUCGAAAAACUACAACUCACUUACGGCGUGUAUGUAUUUUAUACGUAUACAAAUUACUGUGGAAUCGUAUAUAAAUACUACGUGUUAAUUAAUGCAAAACAGAAAGUUUCCGUAAAAAUUCCAAAAAAUAAAACCAUAACAAUAAAAAAAAAAAAUGAAAAAAAAACAACAAAAAAAUUUUAAAAAAGAUAUAAAUACAAGAAAAUAUAUUGUAAAUUCGCGUGGAACCUUAGUGUUAAAGUCUUAACUUAAUUUAUCAGUUAGUGCAACAGAAAAGAGAUAAAACAACAAAUUGUGAAAGCAAUUUUGAAUGCAGGAUUAUACAAAUAUACAUUAAACACACAUACACACACACACACCGCAAAGGAAAAUGGAAAAAAAGAAAGAAAAUAGGAAAUCUUAGUAACAAAUUGGAAUUUGAAGAAGCGUGGAAGAAAUGCUAAAUAUACAAAAAGUUAAGUUCUAAGUAUAGGCGCAUUUACAUCAAUUCACUUUAUGCAUAUGAGAAAUGAGAAAACAUUAACAAAAGUAACAAUAACAACAACAACAGUUAAAAUAGCAGCAGUGUAUGUGGAUGGGUUUUGGACCAGAAGCUAAACGAGUCUUAAAAUCUUGCUUUAAGUUUCGUUUAGUUUAUGAUUUAAACAGAAUCACAUACACACACACACACACACACAUAAACGUACAAGGGACUACAUAGUUUGAAACCGCGAAUCGUAUUACUAAAUAUACAUACAUCUAUAUCUAUAUAUAUAUAU